Molecule: messenger RNA, 4371 nt
Organism: Venturia canescens
Lineage: Eukaryota; Metazoa; Arthropoda; Insecta; Hymenoptera; Ichneumonidae
Product: ATP-dependent RNA helicase DHX30-like
Exons: 12
Coding region: 436-3837 (1133 amino acids)
Cellular component (GO): nucleus; intracellular anatomical structure
Molecular function (GO): helicase activity; ATP binding; RNA binding
Source: RefSeq, a predicted model, not a curated record
UGCGCAAACGAACAGAAUAGUUCUUGAAUAAUUUUUUCGAGCAUGAUGAAAACUCUGAACGAUUGGGAGGUUAUGUAUCACCUUUGUGCAAGGCCGGUAUCGGAGGAACUUUAAAUUGUUUAAAUACCCUUUAAAGGCAAAUAUAGAUCGAAUCUAUUGUUUCAUAACAAUAAGUAAUCUAUUCGGGCUCCCAAUUCUGUCUUUUAAACAAGUUGACAAUUAAUUAUUACUUGAAACGGCUGUUUAUCGACCAAUCAAUUACUUCCGUUGCAAACUUAAAGGACAAACUUGAAAAAUUUCACACGAGGUUCAAACCCUUGAAUCGAUAACAAUUUUUAUUAAAUUUAUUUUCUGCUAAUUAUCGUAACCACUGAUAUCGUCGAUGAAAGAAAUGUCAAUAGCUUUACAGUAGUUUAUAAACAACGUCGAUUAAAAAUGCUUAGCUGCAGUGCAAUUAUUAGCCGAACGGGCCAUUUCAAUACAGGCAAUAGUUUAGUCAUCGCCAGCAAAGCAAUGAAUAUCCGCAGACAAAUAUCGAAUAUUUCAAGGAACAAAUUCCUAGGACCUCGAUUAUGGGAUUUGCCAAUAAAACAGAUUGGUCAAGUUCAUAACAUUCAUACUACAGUUUUGACAUGUCGUGUUAUUCUCAAGUCUGUUGACUUUUUCCAUUCAAAAACGUUGUGCGUAAGAAAUAUCAAUGCUUAUCUCAAAGCACAAUGCUCAACUUGUACAACCAAUGUUAAAGAACCAGUAACAACUCCUCAAAUAUCUGAGGAUGAUUUUGGUCCACAAGCGUUCAAAAAGAAAACUGAAUUCAAGGCUGAAAAAAUUUUUGAGGAUGAACCUGAUGAACACAGUUUUGGAGGACAUCGACAUCAUUUACGAAAAGAGCAUGAAAUUAAAAUUUCAGAAAUUGAAGGGCUGUAUCCGAACCCAAAAGACAAAUGUAACAGUAUUUUUAUGUCCGUGGGAGGUCAAUUGAAAACUGAUAAACCACUCGAUGUGGAGUUUGAAGCAACAAAACGGGGUAUGUGGACUUGUCAUUAUCAGUUGAAAUGGCCACAAAAAAUGACAAUAAGCGCAGUUGCUAAAUCGAAAAAUGGUGCUGGAAAAUUGGCCGCCUUGAAAUGUCUCCAAUGGCUUCACAACAAUGGAAAAAUGAAGAAUGGACAUCCGAUCGUUUAUGAGAGCAAAGUCGUCCACGAAAUGCUACGAAAAGCUACUGCUCUUGAAAUUGAACCAGAAAUGCUGAAAAACAUGCAAAAAGUACUGGCUCGUUACGACAGUGACAUUAAGCACCUGAUUGAUAACAGUAACUCACAUAAUAUUGCAGAUAUCAAAGAUAUAUCUAUCGCUGAGGAUAUACGAGAUCCAGUGGGUCGGUCAUUCCCAGAAUCUUGGCAACCAGCAAAUAUGUUACAUCGUAAUGAUACACUUAGAAAUCGAUUGCUUGAUCGACCUCAACGUCAGAGCCAUGAAUUACCAAUUUCUGAAUAUCGCAAUCAAAUCAUAGAGGAGAUCCAGAAUAGUCGAGUAUUACUGAUAAAAGGUGACACAGGCUGUGGAAAAACGACUCAGGUUCCUCAAUAUAUUAUGGAGUUUUUCGAGUCUCAAAGUAAAGCGACCGAUUGUAAUAUGAUCGUUGCUCAACCUCGACGAAUUUCGGCUAUUUCAUUGGCCGAAAGAAUCGCUUCGGAGAGAGCAGAACGUGUGGGCGACGUAGUCGGUUAUCAAGUGCGCUUGAAACAAAUAUUGCCGUCGACGCCUGGUGGAAUUCUGUUUUGCACAACGGGAAUUUUGCUUCGUAAAAUGCAACAGAAUCCCAACCUCGAGGGAGUUUCUCACGUUAUAUUGGACGAGGCUCACGAGCGUACAAUAAACACGGAUAUGUUGUUGGUGCUUUUGAAACGGGCUUUGCAGAACAACCCGAAACUCAAAGUCGUCGUAAUGUCGGCAACGAUAAACGCCGAUCUUUUUCAACAAUUUUUUGAUUGCAACGUCGUGGAAGUACCUGGAAGAACUUUUCCCGUUAAAAUGAAUUUUCUCGAGGAUGUUGAAAAUUUAGGAAUUCGUAGUAGUCAUCAGUGGAUAGGAGAACAAGAAUUUCCCGAUAGACCACUCGUCGACGCCCAAAUGAUCGGUCAACUCGUUUGUUGGAUCACCAAAAAGAAACCACCUGGCGCUAUCCUUGUCUUUCUUCCUGGUUGGGGCGAAAUCGUCAAAGUUAAAAAAUAUCUUGAAGAACACAGCACUAGAAAUAGCCAGCGCAUUAUCAUUCCCGUCCACUCACGAAUGUCGUAUCAAGAUCAACAAAAAAUCUUUGGACACCCUCCCGAAGGCUGGAGGAAAAUUGUUUUGGCAACUGACAUUGCUGAAACGGGCAUCACCGUCACAGAUGUUGUCUAUGUCGUCGACUCCGCUACGCAAAAAGCUAUGAAAUAUCACGAAAAGAAAGGCAUUUCUAGCGUCGAAACUCAAUACGCGUCGCAAGCUAAUAUUCAACAAAGGAAAGGGCGUGCAGGUCGUGUCCAACCUGGAGAAAGCUAUCAUUUGAUCACGCGUUCGCAUUUCGACACGUUACCCGUAGAUCCAUUACCGGAAGUCCUUCGUUCGUCCCUCGAAAAAACGGUCCUCGAUUGCAAAACCUACAGUAACGAAAAGGCUGAAACCUUUUUGGGCAGCAUGCCACAACCCCCGACUUUGUCAGCGGUGAGACAAGCAAUUAAAGAUCUCAGAGAAUUAGGGGCGCUAGACGAUAAAGAAAAUUUAACAGCGCUCGGAAAACGAAUUGCCCUCUUUACACUUCAUCCGAAAUUGAGCAAAGCCCUUGUAUAUUCCUCCAUUUUCAAUUGCGUUUCACCUAUGGUGACAAUAGUCUCUGCAAUGUCGGCUGAUAGUGAGAUAUUUGCUGGUACACUUCACGAUAAAGUAGCAAUCAGACGGACGAAACAAAAGUAUCAUCCGGCGAGUGAUCAUCUGAGCUUACGUUGGAUAUAUUCCCAAUGGGAGUCGCACAGUCAGCGUGGUAGAGAAGCAGCUACUCACUUCUGUAAAAGGACCAAUUUAUUCCCUGAUAGAAUGUUUACGUUAUCGAAAGUACGUGACCUUCACGCAGAUGGCCUUGUACAGUGUCGCAUGUUGAAUUCCCUCGAGGUAUACGAUGAUACUGGAGAAACUGUCAAUGAGUUUGCGGAUCUGGAUGAACUCGUUCGCGCAGUUCUUCUUGCUGGUCUCGAUCAGUUCCUUCAUCAUCGAGAUUUUGAUAUCAGGAAACAAAAGAUUAAAAAAGGAACGUCCAGCUUUACUAUGGAGGACGGAAACCGAGCAACUUUGACUCCAGAAAGUGUGAACUUCAAAAGAGAAACAUGGCCAAGCCCAUUUCUUACUUACGUUCGACGACAGCACAGCGAGGAACGAAGAACGACGUUAAUUCGUGAAACUAGCAUCGUUUCGCCCAUCACGGUUUUACUCUUCAAUCAAGCUCACGUUCAGGGACAUCUGCGUUCGGGAGAACGAGAUUCCGAAAAUUCGAUGCUAGAUUUGACAAUUACUGGACGUAAAAAUUUCAGACUCACCUGUUCUCGAGAAGUCGCCGCUACUCUUCUUCAAUUUCGUGAUGCGAUGUGGAGCAUUGUUCGCUAUCUCAUUGAGAGACAAGGUCUUGUGGAAAAUGGACCCGGCACAAAUCUCCACAGCGUCGAGAAUUUCAAAGAAUACAUGCUUCAAGUGCUUGUCCAAAUUCUCAGCGAUGCAGCUGAGCCAAUCGAUAGUCCUGAUAAAUCGACCAGUCAAUCGACUUCAAAGUAUUCCCUACGAGACGAUGAAGAAUCCGAUUAGAAGCGAUUAUUUUUUGCGUUCGUUUUUACUAUUAUUUUCCCUGCGAUCCUAAGGUAAUUCCAAUUAAAUUUUCUCAAAAAAUUCCUAUGAAGUUUCUGACGAUAUUUUGAACGGAAUAUUGAAUGAAUUCCUCCGGAUUAUUUUCCACUUCAAAGUUCAAUUAUUAUUUUUAUUUCUGGCGAAUUUUUAUUAUCUUUUUACGGAUAUUUUACGGAAUCUUGGACACACAUUCCGGUGAAUUUCCGAGCUUCGCUACUGGUAAAAAUUCAAUGGAAAUGGAAAGUCCGGAAAAACAGGAAACACCCGAAUAAUUGUCGGAAUGAAUUUUCCACUGGAUUCCAAAUUCAUCUUUCUCCUCCAAACAUACUUCAUUUCAAUUUGAUAUCAUAUUUGAAAUGACGUGUGUUUCGAGUUCGCUCAAAAUUAUUCGGUAUCAUCUAUGAAUAAUACGAUUUCUGUAUGUGGAUUGAGCCAACCUUGUAGAAAAUCAUUAAAUAUUGUACAGUUUUUCAAAUAAAUUCAUACAAAGUAAAA